AUGUUAGCUCACAAAAUAAGUGAUGCAGAAAGAACUACUGAUGUUCUAACAUGCUAUGACACCUCUUUUAAUAGUAUGAUGCUCUCAACAUAUACUCUAAAUGGGUUAACUAUGACUGGGUUUUCUAAACCCUCUCCAAUACAGCUCUUGGGUAUACCAUUAGGAAAGUUGGGUUUUGAUCUCAUACUAGAAGCCAAAUCUGGAACAGGUAAAACUGUUGUUUUUUCCACUAUAGCAUUAGAGUUACUUAAUCUACAGAAAGGAUUACAAGUUAUUAUAGUAACUCCAACCCGUGAAAUUGCUGCACAAAUAUGUGAUGUUAUAAAACAAAUUGGAUCUCAUUUUGAAGGUUUAACAACUGAAAUGGUAAUAGGUGGUCUUCCUUACAGAGAAGAUGUGGAAAAGGUAAAUAAAAAUGUUCAUAUUUUAAUAGGAACUCCAGGACGUUUAAAACAUCUAAUAAAUGACAAACAUAUUAAUACAUGUGCUGUACGUCUUUUUGUGUUGGAUGAGGCAGAUAAAUUAAUGGAGAAUAGCUUUCAAGAUGAUAUAAAAUGUAUCCAUAAAGCUUUGCCUGGUAAAAAGCAAGUUAUUUUGAGUAGUGCCACUUUCCCAGAGAGUAUUAAAGAAGUUGUUGAUGAUUUAGUUGAAGAGGCACAACAUGUUUGUCCCACUACCAGUAAUGUUCUUCUUGGUAUAACCCAUAAAGUUACUUUAGUUAAAUAUAACAGUAAUAUUGUAAAACAAACAGAAAACAGAUUCAAUGAGCUGGCUAGAAUAUUAUCAGAAAUAGAAUUUAAACAGUGUGUUAUAUUUUGCAAAUACCAAGCUAGAGUGUCACAAUUGCACAAAAUGUUAAAAAAAUCAAAUUGGCCAUCAGAUCUUGUAUAUGGUAAACAAGCACAGACGGUAAGAUUAGAGGCACUGAAAACACUACAAGAAUACAAAUGCCGAAUAUUAAUAGCAACUGAUCUGGUAUCGAGAGGCAUUGAUGCUAAAAAUGUUAAUUUAGUUAUAAAUUUUGAACCUCCUGAUAACUGUGAGACAUAUUUACAUAGAAUCGGUAGGUCUGGAAGGUAUGGCUCCAUUGGAAUGGCAGUUUCUAUAAUAAGCGAAGGAGAGGAAUUUGUAAAAUUUAACAAAAUGCUUGAACCAAUAGCACAUACAAUAAAUAUACAAAAUUUUUGGACCAAAGAAAAUAUUACCAAUAACCAAGAGAACAAUACAGAAAAAAAGCCUUCAAUGAAGAUUUGUGAAAUAAGUAAUACAAAAAACAAUGAUGAGUGUAAAGGUGACAAUAGCCUAUGGAAUUCUUUAGUUGGGAAUUUAGAUAAUUCUGGAAAUUUGGAAAGCUUUGAUCAACUUUGUAUUUCAUAUGCAACAGAAGAUAGCAAAUCAAAAACGAUAGCAUCAUUCUCAGAAUUAUUAGAAGAUUACACAAAUGAUGUAAAUGUGGAAUUAGAAGACUCAACAUAUAAACAUGUAGAAUUUGAAAAUGUUUCACAUAAGACAUAUUUUGAUGCUAUACAUAGGUGUAAGCAAGAAUUAGACAUCUUUUCCAAUGAUAUUGGACAUAAAAUAAGAACUAGUACAGAAAAACUACCAACAGUAGAAAAUUCAACACCGAGUAAAAGAAUUAAUGAUAGCAAAAUAAAUAAUAAACACAGUCCUGAAUACACAUCAUACACAAAUACUAAUGCAUUUCUCACAGAGUUACCUCAGUCAUUUCAUAAAACGAAAUACAAAUAUGGCCCAAAAAAUGAAAUUAAGCACAAUACACUCAAAAAAAAAAUUACGGAACAUAAUGAUUCUUAUUCCGCUAUCCAUAAUGGAGUUAAAACCUAUGAAAGCGUGCGAUAUCAGAAUCAGUUAGAUGAUAAAGAAGAAAUUAUAAAAGCAGAUGGCUGUAGGAACAUAUUAGAUAAAGAAGUAAAGAAUAAUUUUAGCAAAACUAAAGACAUCAAUUAUAAGUUAAAGACAGGCAAAGAAAAAGAUUUUAAUAUUCAAGAAACUCACAAUAAAAGGAAUAUAAGAAAAGUACAGGCAUAUUGUGAAUGGUAUAACAAAUUGAAAACUACAACUAAACAAAUAGAACUAUUAUUGUAUAUGGAAGAAAUGUCAAACUACUGA
Leptosia nina is the source of this 2130-nucleotide messenger RNA. The record is from the annotation of a GenBank genome assembly. NCBI's taxonomy places the organism in Eukaryota, Metazoa, Arthropoda, Insecta, Lepidoptera, Pieridae.